Molecule: messenger RNA, 1575 nt
Organism: Zingiber officinale
Lineage: Eukaryota; Viridiplantae; Streptophyta; Magnoliopsida; Zingiberales; Zingiberaceae
Product: transcription factor MYB17-like
Exons: 3
Coding region: 402-1265 (287 amino acids)
Source: RefSeq, a predicted model, not a curated record
GUUGCUCUGGCAUUUACUCCACUGCACUCUCGAUUUCAUGUCUCUUCUCUUCUCUUCUCAGGACACUGGAGCAGUUCCCUCGCCGACUCCUUCCCAUGUCAUGGCAGCGCAUUAACUCCACUGUUUUCCCUGGGCAAAUCAAUAUCAUCCAGCAAUCCCACUGUUUUCUUUUUCCCUUGCGUUUUCUUACAUUUCUUUUUCUGUGUUUGCGUCGUCCUCAUGCUCCCCCAUCUCAUUUAAUGAGCCACCGGAGUUGUGUUCUGCUGCCUGCUCCCAGACGCAUUAUAUCCCCCUCCCCCUCUCAUUUAUUGCCCAAGAUUCGCAGAAGCUCAUAAUACACCCCCUCCUUUUCCCUCCUCCCUCUUCUUGCUUCGCUCUUCUGCUGUCUGAAUUCGUUGGGAAUGGGAAGAACUCCGUGCUGCGACAAGCAGGGGCUGAAGAAGGGGCCGUGGACGCCUGAGGAAGACAAGAUUUUGGUCGACUACAUCAAGGCCCACGGCCAUGGGAGCUGGCGAUCCCUCCCUAAGCUCGCAGGCCUGCUUCGGUGCGGGAAGAGUUGCAGGCUGCGGUGGGCAAACUACUUGCGGCCGGACAUCAAGCGCGGCCCCUUCACCGUCGAGGAAGACAAGUCCAUCAUCCAGCUCCACGCCAUCCUCGGCAACAAGUGGUCGGCGAUUGCGGCGCAAUUGCCGGGACGGACGGACAACGAGGUGAAGAACUACUGGAACACCCACCUCAAGAAGCGCCUCCACCUCCAACGCCACCAGCACCACCUCCUCCCGGCUGCCACUGGUAUCGGCGGCAGCCACAUGGCGCAGUGGGAGAGCGCCCGACUUGAAGCCGAAGCGCGCCUCUCGCGCGAGUCGCUCCUCUUCUCUGCCAGUGCCUCCGCCGUCUCCUCCUCCCCUGCCUCCGCCAUCGAUGCGGCGCCAGUGGCGUCCUCCUCCCAGCCCGAGGACUUCUUCCUCCGCAUUUGGAACUCAGAGGUCGGGACCUCCUUCCGGCAGCGGCGCCUGCCAGAGGAGGCGGAGAGCAAGAGCUGCGUGACAUUCGGGCCACAGCCGCCUCCGACGGCGGCGGCAGCGGGGAUGGACGUGGACUCGUCGGGGUCUAACGAGGUGGUGGCUGCGGAAGAGAUCUCCGACGAGGCGUACCAGCUCUACCUCGACUUCACCGGCGACGAUUUGGGGAUGCUACACGGCCAGCUCUCCGCCCUCUUCGCCGCCGACCUCAACGAUUCCUGCUUCGACUCCGCCUUCAAAUGACGGGUAGGCGUGCCAUCCAUAACCGACACCGAAGUCCAAAAAAAAACAAAAGAAGUCUUAGAUUUUUUUUUUUUUUCCGUUUUAGUGAGAUUGUACGCUCCUAGAUCGCCCGCGAUCUCAGAUUUUUGUGAUGCUCCUUGAAAAAGAUGACCUUUUUGGCAUCGUAAAUGGAGGCCUGAGGCGUUUCCUGUAAGCCAUCUCGGCUUUUGUUCAUCUUGUGAAGUGUAGUCGUUGUCGAUAUUUGAAGUAAUAUGUACUCAUUUAGUUACUGCCAAUCAAAUUUCUAGAAAAUACUAUAUUAACAACACUA